This is a messenger RNA of Ananas comosus (pineapple), 1907 nucleotides long. Its product is annotated as aldehyde dehydrogenase family 3 member H1-like. Lineage: Eukaryota; Viridiplantae; Streptophyta; Magnoliopsida; Poales; Bromeliaceae. Gene Ontology annotation, biological process: aldehyde metabolic process. Gene Ontology annotation, cellular component: cytoplasm. The transcript is spliced from 10 exons. The record is from RefSeq and is a predicted model, not a curated record. The coding region runs from base 257 to 1693 and encodes 478 amino acids. Gene Ontology annotation, molecular function: aldehyde dehydrogenase (NAD+) activity.
UCUCUUCUCUCCACUCCGUAUCCUCUCUAUCCUCCUCUCUCUCUCUCUCUCUCUCUCUCUGUUACUCUCUCUGUUACUCCUCUCCCCCCCUCCUUUAUAUAUACAAGUAUACAACACCUCGGAUCCCUUAUUAGUUUACUCAAUACACACACACUCUCUUUCUCUCUCUCUCUCUCUCUCUCUCUUUCUCGCGCGCGCGCGCGCGCGCUCUCUCUUUGGUCUCAGUGAACUCGGAUCGAUUAGAGAAGGGGCGGGGAUGGCGAAGGAGGGGGCGAAGGGGGAGGCGCUGAGGGGGAGCUACGGGGCGGGGAGGACGAGGAGCUACGAGUGGAGGGUGGCGCAGCUCAAGGGCAUCGUCAAAAUGGCCGAGGAGAGGGAGAAGGACAUCGUCGACGCGCUCUACGCCGACCUCGCCAAGCCCGAGACGGAGUCCUACCUCCACGAGAUUUCAUUGAUAAAAUCUUCGUGUAAGUUUGCUUUAAAAGGACUAAAGAAUUGGAUGAAACCAGAAAAGGUGUCAAGCUCCAUCACAACAUUUCCGUCAACAGCACUAGUUGUACCCGAGCCACUUGGUGUUGUGCUGAUUAUGUCCGCAUGGAACUAUCCGUUCAUAUUAUCUCUUGACCCACUUAUUGGAGCUAUUGCUGCUGGUAAUGCUGCUGUGUUGAAGCCAUCAGAAAUUGCACCAGCUACAUCAUCAUUAUUAGCGAAACUUUUACCUGAGUAUUUAGAUAACUCCUGUAUCAAAGUUGUUGAGGGGGCGGUUCCUGAAACAACUGCGCUCCUGGAACAAAAGUGGGAUAAAAUAUUUUAUACAGGUAAUGGAAAAGUUGGUCGUAUUGUAAUGGCUGCCGCAGCAAAGCAUUUAACACCAGUAGUUUUGGAGCUUGGAGGAAAAUCUCCUGUUAUUGUCGAUUGUAAUGUUGACCUAAAGGUUGCUGUUAAAAGAAUUGCAGUAGGCAAAUGGGGAUGCAAUAAUGGACAAGCUUGCAUUGCUCCGGAUUAUAUUAUCACAACCAAAUCAUUUGCACCAAAACUGGUGGAUGCUUUGAAAUUUUGUUUGGAGAAAUUUUAUGGGAAGGAUCCAUUAGAAUCAAAGGACAUUUCCCGUAUUGUGAAUUCAAACCAUUUCAAUCGCCUGUCGAAUUUAUUGGAUGAUAAAUUGGUUGCUGACAAGAUUGUGCAUGGAGGCCAGCGAGAUGAGAAACACCUGAAAAUUGCACCUACACUCUUAUUAGAUGUUCCAGAUGAUGCACUGAUUAUGAAGGAGGAGAUAUUUGGUCCCUUGCUUCCUAUCAUCACGGUCGACAAGGUGGAAGAAAGCUUUGGUAUCAUCAACUCGAGGACAAAGCCUCUUGCUGCCUACCUAUUCACUAAAAACAAGAAACUGGAAGAGGCAUUUGUUAGAUCUGUAUCUGCAGGGGGAUUGCUCAUAAACGAUGUAGCCUUACAUCUCGCCAACCCUCAUUUGCCAUUUGGAGGAGUACAAGAGAGUGGAACUGGCUCUUAUCAUGGCAAAUUUUCAUUUGAUGCAUUUAGUCACAAGAAGGCUGUUCUAUCCCGCGGUUUCGGAGGGGAAGCUUCAGCGAGAUAUCCUCCCUAUACACCACAGAAGCAGAAAAUUCUGAGGGGGCUGCUGAACGGUAGUUUCCUAGCCCUAAUUCUUGCUCUAAUAGGAUGGCCCAGAGAUUAAGCCCCCCUUGAUGUAUUCGUUGUAUCCCUAUUGUCGUACGCAAUAAUUGCCUUAACUAUGACGGUGUAAGGUAAAACGCUUGUGAGCGUGCGUUCCUGCAUUUUAUAUUUGGAGAAAUAAUAUACACUAUACAGUAUGUUUGGAAACACGCUUCAAGCUUUUGGCUGCAACUUUGUCGAGACAUUGCAAUGGGUUUGGUAUUACUCUCUUUGAA